UCUGGCACACCAAACGACAUGUGCCCUGAGCUCCUUGCCGGCAUACCCUAUGGCUAUAAAUCUGAUAUAUGGUCGCUUGGAUACUGUAUGUUUGACAUUGCUGCACAUCAACCCCCGUUUACAGCUUCUGAUAAAACUGGACUUAUCAACAAAAUAAACCGGGGUUUGUUCUCACCUCUUCCGAUUAUAUACUCCUCCACCUUGAAACAGAUAAUAAAAAGCAUGCUAAGGAAAACUCCAGAACACCGACCUACAGCUGCCGAGCUGUUGAGAAAUCAACAUUUGCAACCAUACCUCCUCUUGUGUCACAACCCUUUAUCUACGUUUCUUCCUGUGAAGUCCCCGAGCAGAACGAAAGAGAAAACACAACCAUCACCUGGAAAAUCUAUCAGUCUGAGGUAGCAGAGACAGACAGUUGAAGCUAAAAGAGAAGAGAACUGUCCUUUACUUUGACGAAAGUGAUAACAUUCAGCCAAGAAACUUAUCUGACAAUUAUAACACGUUCCGAGCCAAAAUUGACACUAAGAGAGUCGAUCCAACAAGCUACUCGGUUAGGAUCUCUCAAGAUAGUGAGGAUUCUAAAAGUGGGGAGAUGAGUGAG
This is a messenger RNA of Capsicum annuum, 601 nucleotides long. Its product is annotated as serine/threonine-protein kinase Nek6-like. Gene Ontology annotation, molecular function: ATP binding; protein kinase activity. The transcript is spliced from 5 exons. Bases 19 to 402 code for a protein of 127 amino acids. Gene Ontology annotation, biological process: protein phosphorylation. The record is from RefSeq and is a predicted model, not a curated record. NCBI's taxonomy places the organism in Eukaryota, Viridiplantae, Streptophyta, Magnoliopsida, Solanales, Solanaceae.